This is a messenger RNA of Saccostrea cuccullata (small rock oyster), 2010 nucleotides long. RefSeq lists its product as uncharacterized. The coding region runs from base 1 to 2010 and encodes 669 amino acids. NCBI's taxonomy places the organism in Eukaryota, Metazoa, Mollusca, Bivalvia, Ostreida, Ostreidae. The transcript has 2 exons. The record is from RefSeq and is a predicted model, not a curated record.
AUGAUUGACACAAACAUUGUGCCCUCCAGACAGAAACCUGUCAGACGCCUCAUCCACUUAUGGAAGAAAGCCAACACAACGAAGAUGGCAGAAGACCUUGACAGUGACCUGGCACACCUUGAUGGCUCCACACAUGACACCCCCAUAAACGACCUCUGGAUCACCUUCAAGACAGUCUGCCUCAACACCAUUAGGAAGCACGUACCAACCAAGUGGACUUCAAGUAGAUUUAACCAACCAUGGUGUAACAGAAAGAUCAAGCAACUGUCAAGACAAAAACGAAGAGCCUACAACACAUAUAAAAGAUCAGGCAAGGAUAAGGAUCGUCAGAGAUACAGACCCCUGCAGAAAUCAACCCAACAUGAAUGUAAGAGUGCCUAUAACUCAUACGUAUCAGACAUGGUGCAGGAGGAUUCCAACAGUAAGAAACUCUACUCCUUCAUUAAGAGUAAGAAGUGCGACAGUGCUGGGAUUGCUCCUCUACUAUCUGAUGGGAACCUUCAUGGAGAUCCAGAAACAAUAGCCUCUCUUCUGAACCAACAAUUUUCGUCAGUGUUCACCACAGAGGAUACAUCCGAUAUCCCACCCCUAGGCACUAGUUCCACCCCAUCGGCACCUGAUAUCAGGAUCACAGAGGCGCAUCCAUUGACCAAGGUCAAACACUUGAGGACUGGAAAACUGCCCGUGAAUGUCUCGCCUAUAUUCAAGAAGGGUGAUAAGAGUAAGCCUGCAAACUAUCGUCCUGUGUCCCUGACCUCUAUGUGUUGCAAGGUAAUAGAGCACAUCAUCCACAGCCACCUGAUGAAUUUCUUCGAGCAUCACAGUAUCCUAACCGACUACCAGCAUGGGUUCAGGAAGAAGCGAUCCUGUGAGUCCCAACUAAUAACAACAAUCCAGGACCUCGCCCUGAGUAUUGAAAACAACACCCAGGUUGAUGCAGUGCUACUGGACUUUUCCAAAGUAUUUGACAAGGUCCCACAUGAGAGAUUGCUAGCCAAACUAGACCACUACGGAGUACGAGGCAACCUACUCAAUUGGAUCAGGAGUUUCUUAUCUGGACGAACGCAGAAAGUAUUGGUCGAGGGCCAUUUCUCACCAACCGCACUGGUUACAUCUGGAGUGCCCCAAGGAACGGUCCUCGGCCCAUUGCUAUUGGCAUACAUAAACGAUCUACCCUCCAGAGUGAGGCCCAAGGCCAGGUUAUUUGCGGACGACUGCCUUCUGUACAGGACCAUCACUACAGAGGCUGAUGCCAGACUACACCAGAUGGACCUUGACAACCUCCAAGAUUGGGAAAUAGACUGGAUAAUGCAUUUCAACCCAGACAAGUGCGAGGUUAUCCGAAUCACCACCAAACGGAAGCAACGCAUUACCCCAUAUUACAUCCAUGGGAAGGAGUUAGCCACUACCACCAAGGCCAAGUACCUAGGGGUCAACAUCUCCAACAACCUAUCGUGGAACCAUCAUAUUGAUAGUGUAUGCAAGAAGGCAAACAACACCACUGCCUUCUUAAGGAGGAACCUCUCGUCCUGUCCCAGUAACAUAAAGGACAAGUGUUACAAGACAUUGGUCAGACCCCAGGUAGAAUAUGCAUCCACCGUCUGGGACCCUCACACAAAGAAAAACAUUGACAAACUAGAAGCUGUGCAAAGAAGGGCAGCUAGGUUCGUGACCAAUAACUACAACACCACCAGUAGUGUCACAACGAUGAUUGACAGGCUAGAAUGGGAAAGUCUACAACAACGCAGAAUUAAAGCAAAGGCUAUUAUGAUGUACCGUGUCAUCCAUUCCCUUGUUGCCAUAGACCUGCCUCCCCAAUUCAGCCAAACAGGAGCAGCCACAAGGGGACACCAACAGCGGUACAGGAUCCCAUUCUGCCGUACCAACGUCUACAAGGAAUCGUUCUUUCCUACUACCAUCAGGAUAUGGAACCAGCUGCCAGAAGACACCAUCACAGCCAUAUCCCUGGAGUCCUUUAAGACCAGGAUUCAGGGAUACAAAGCACCAUAA